AUGCAUGCUCUAGUGUAGUAGUGAGGUGGUGAGCUCGGCUGCUCGGACAUGCCGUUUUGCUCGGCCUUGUCGCCUCCCGUGCGCCGCCGCCGCCGCCGCUCGCGCGCGCGUGCCGUCGUGCUGGUCCCGGCCGCGUGCUGCUGCUGCUUGCUGCUGGCGCUCGCGGCGCCGUCGGCGGCGGUGGUGGUGGCGGUGAGGCAUGACUACGGUGACGCGCUGGCGAAGUCGAUCCUGUUCUUCGAGGGGCAGCGGUCGGGGCGGCUGCCGGCGGGGCAGCGCGCGGCGUGGCGGGGGGACUCAGCCGUGUCGGACGGCGCGGCGGCGGGGGUCGAUCUCGAGGGCGGGUACUACGACGCCGGCGACAACGUCAAGUUCGGGUUCCCUAUGGCGUUCACCGCCACGAUGCUGGCGUGGGGCGUCGUCGAGUUCGGCGACGCCAUGCCGCCCGCCGAGCGGAGCCACGCCGCCGACGCCGUCCGCUGGGCCACCGACUACCUCCUCAAGACCAUCUCCCACCCCGGCGUCAUCUUCAUGCAGGUGGGCGACCCAUGGAAGGACCACGGCUGCUGGGAGCGGCCGGAGGACAUGGACACGGCGCGGACGGUGUACAACAUCAGCGCGGCGCGGCCGGGGUCGGAGGUGGCGGGGGAGACGGCGGCUGCACUGGCCGCCGCAUCCAUGGUGUUCCGCGACGCCGACCCGGGGUACGCCGACCGGCUGCUCGCCGGCGCCAGGAAGGCGUUCAAGUUCGCCGACACGUACAGGGGCGCCUACAGCGACGACCCGGAGCUCAGAGCCGGCGGCUGCCCGUUCUACUGCGACUUCGAUGGAUAUCAGGAUGAGCUGCUAUGGGGAGCAGCAUGGCUACGGAGAGCUUCCCAGGACAAUGCCUACCUCUACUACAUUCAGAACAAUGGCAAGACCCUUGGAGCAGAGGACAGCACUAACGAGUUCGGUUGGGACAACAAGCAUGCCGGCCUCAAUGUCCUUGUCUCCAAGGAGUUCAUAGAAGGCGAGGAGCUAUCUCUGCAAUCCUACAAGGAGUUUGCUGAUGGCUUCAUCUGCACACUCAUUCCAGAGUCGUCGUCUCCGCACAUCACCUACACACCUGGGGGCAUGAUCUACAAGCCUGGAGGCAGCAACAUGCAGCAUGUCACAUCCAUUUCGUUGCUGCUACUGACUUAUGCCAAGUACCUCUCCAAGUCCUCGCACACUGUUAACUGUGGAAAUGUUUCAGUUGGUCCCGCCACUCUUCAGCUGCUAGCCAAAAAACAAGUUGAUUAUCUGCUAGGAGAUAACCCAAUGAAAAUGUCAUACAUGGUCGGGUAUGGCGAUCGAUAUCCUCAGCGGAUACACCAUCGAGGAUCAUCGUUGCCUUCAAUCAAGAACCAUCCUCAGCGCAUUGCAUGCAACGAAGGCACACCUUACUACAGUUCAUCUAGCUCAAACCCUAACCCAUUGAUUGGGGCAGUCGUUGGGGGGCCAGGGGAGGAUGAUGUUUAUGAAGAUGACCGUGCUGACUUCAGGAAAUCUGAACCGACUACCUAUAUCAAUGCUCCCUUGGUGGGAGUCCUUGCUUACUUUGUUGGCAAUCCUGACCCAGCACAUGUCAGGCAUUGAGAUUGAGCAAUUUGGCAUGAUAGUAGUGUGACAAAAGUUACAAAUAGGGAAAAAUGUAACAGGUAGGUUUGUGUUAAGAUUGCACUGCCUAUUCAUAGGAUUGGAUUGAAGAGCAUGGGGUCUAUACAAUAAUGAGAGUUUCUCCCCAUGUUUUUUUUUCUCUUUUGUUUUUGGGUUUGCACUGAAUUUGUGUUGGUGUGUCAAAGUGCAAUUUUACUGCACUAGUACAGGUGUUAUUAGUGGGAAAAAACCCUGUACUUUGUGUUUGAUAUGAAAACUGCUCUUACUUGAAGAACUACACGAGGAUUGUUUGACUGUAAA
Oryza brachyantha (malo sina) is the source of this 1941-nucleotide messenger RNA. RefSeq names its product endoglucanase 23. NCBI's taxonomy places the organism in Eukaryota, Viridiplantae, Streptophyta, Magnoliopsida, Poales, Poaceae. Gene Ontology annotation, molecular function: hydrolase activity, hydrolyzing O-glycosyl compounds. Gene Ontology annotation, biological process: carbohydrate metabolic process. The record is from RefSeq and is a predicted model, not a curated record. The coding region runs from base 49 to 1620 and encodes 523 amino acids. The transcript has 5 exons.